Hylaeus anthracinus is the source of this 1889-nucleotide messenger RNA. Its product is annotated as 3-oxoacyl-[acyl-carrier-protein] synthase, mitochondrial. Gene Ontology annotation, molecular function: 3-oxoacyl-[acyl-carrier-protein] synthase activity. Lineage: Eukaryota; Metazoa; Arthropoda; Insecta; Hymenoptera; Colletidae. The transcript has 3 exons. Gene Ontology annotation, biological process: fatty acid biosynthetic process. Bases 222 to 1544 code for a protein of 440 amino acids. The record is from RefSeq and is a predicted model, not a curated record.
UAUUGUUGUAUUGUUGCACUGUGUGAACAAAGUGUUUUCGUUGCUGAUUUUUGAAGCAAAGUUGAGAAUAUACAUUUAUUGUUAAUUAAUGUGAUAAAAAUGAAGUUGAAAGACAUUACUAUACAAUAUAAAAUGCGAAAUUUUGUCCACAAACAGUGAAAGUGAAUAGUUCCUAACCUUAAAACAUAUAUCUUCUAUAACCUUCCAACCUUACCGGUCAAAUGUCUGCUCCACUUGCUUGUAUUAGUCGUACACUAACAACCGCUGCAAGAAAAAAACGGCGAGUUGUAGUGACAGGAAUGGGAAUAGUAUGUCCUCUUGGAAUUAAUAAACAAACUGCCUGGAAAGCUCUCAUUGACAGUAAGACAGGUGUUACCAAAUUGACUGAGCCAGAUUAUGAAAAACUACCUUGUAGAAUUGGUGCAUUGAUACCUAAGGGAAGUGGUCCUAAUGAAUUAGAUAUUAAUUCACAUUUUACAAAGAGUGAAUUACGUACAAUGUGUCUUGCCACAGCUUAUGCCUUGAUAGCUACUGAAGAUGCAUUAAACGAUGCUAAAUGGAAACCAGAUGAUGAAAAAGAUAAACAAGAUACAGGAGUAGCUGUGGGAGUUGGAAUGAUAGACUUGGUCGAUGUAUGUACAACAUAUGAGGCCAUGAAAAAAGGAUAUAACAAAGUCAGUCCUUAUUUUGUGCCAAGGAUUCUGCCAAAUAUGACUGCAGGACAAAUUAGUAUUAAGUAUGGCUUUCGUGGACCAAACCACUGUGUAUCAACGGCAUGUGCAACUGGAGCCCAUGCAAUUGGUGAUGCAUUUCGUUUUAUCCGUGGGGGAGAAACAUCUGUUAUGGUAUGUGGUGGUGCAGAAGCAUGCAUCAGUCCCCUUGCUAUAGCUGCUUUCUGCAGACUUCGGGCAUUAAGCACUGCUAGAAAUGAUAUUCCAUCUGAAGCAUCUCGUCCAUUCGAUAAAGAUAGAGAUGGAUUUGUAAUGGGAGAAGGUGCUGCUAUACUAGUGCUAGAAGAAUUAAAUCAUGCACUUGCUAGAGAAGCAAAUAUUUAUGCAGAAGUGUUAGGAUAUGGUUUGUCUGGUGAUGCAGCACAUUUAACCGCACCCAGCGAAGAUGGUACUGGUGCUAUAUUAGCUAUGGACAGAGCAGUAAAAGAUGCUAGUAUAGAAACCAUGGAAAUUACUUUUGUCAAUGCACAUGCAACUUCAACUCCCAUAGGUGAUGCUAUCGAAGUAAAAGCUAUAGAAUCAUUCAUGGGACAACACAGUAAAAACGUGACUAUUUCUAGUACAAAAGGAGCUCAUGGUCACUUAUUGGGAGCAGCAGGAAAUUUAGAAGCUGCUUUUACAAUGCUCGCAUUAAAAGAGGGUAUAAUGCCACCAACAUUAAAUUUGCAUAAUAUAGAUAUAGAAACAUCCUUAAAUUUUGUGCCUAAGGAAAAGAAACUCUGGAAUUCGACAUCGAGACGUGUAGCUUUAAAAAAUGCUUUUGGUUUUGGGGGAACAAAUGCAUGCUUAUGUUUAGCGCAGUACAAUGAAUAACCCAACUAUCAAACUAAAAAAAGUUUGAGAAAAAGCAUAAUACGAACUAGUCAUUCCUUCGUAUACAUUAAUUAAUACAUACAUUGCAUUUGCAGAAAAUGUAUAUGCAUAAUUUUGCUCAUUUAACCUAAAAUGCGGUUUUAUAGCGUAUCAUAUUCGAGACUUGAGCUACAAUUAUAAUGCCUUAGAUACUUUUAAUAUUUGUAUGCAAUAUGAAACUUAUGUGAUAUACCACGUAAAAAAAAAGAAACAAAAACUUUUCUAUCAAAGAUCGUUAUAUGAAGCUGUACAGAAAGAAUGUAAUUUGGAAUAAUAUAAUAUAUUAUGAAAUGCGUUUAUUUUUUA